ACUGUAAUAUAAAAUAACAACUAUGAGGAACUGGAUAAUAAGUUUGUACAGGUGGCAGUAUUUGAGAAGCAGCAAAAACUGUCAAUGGAGAGUAAAGUUGUGCUGGGUCACUCCAUAAUUAUCAGCUCACUCUCUCCUCCCCCAAAAUUCUAAUUCACAAAAUUUCUCAACCCUAAUCCUCUCAAGUCAACAAACCCUCACUGCCCACUACUACAGUACUACCACCAAACAAAAUAUUCCCUUUUUUUGGCUACAACAAAAACCAUGAACCAUCAAUCCAUGAACAUCAGGAUUCAAGCACCAUGCCCCCCUUCUCCUUCUUCUCCAAGAUUCCAUCACAAAACCCCUCUAAUAUUACCGCGCGUAAAUUGCUCUAAUGAAGUGGCAUCCCAUGUUGUGCUGCACAUGGAGGCCUCAUCCGAUGUCGGAAACUCGUCUAUUACCAUGUCUAAACGUAAACGUGCCUUUGGGUGGUCUCAAAAACAAUCACUCAACAAAGAAUCAUUCCCUUUAAGGGCGUUAAUGACAUCUAGUACACAAGACACACCGGCUUCAUUUGUCAAUGAUGGAAAGAUAGGAGUGUUGUUGCUAAACCUUGGAGGUCCCGAGACUCUUGAUGAUGUGCAACCCUUUUUAUUCAACCUUUUUGCAGACCCGGAUAUUAUUCGACUACCAAGAUUGUUCCGUUUUCUUCAAAAGCCAUUGGCACAAUUUAUAUCUGUUGCUAGAGCACCCAAGAGCAAGGAAGGGUAUGCUUCAAUUGGUGGCGGGUCUCCUCUUCGCCAAAUCACAGAUGCACAGGCUACCGAGUUGAGGAAGGCACUUUAUGAAAAGAAUGUACCAGCUGAGGUUUAUGUGGGUAUGCGCUACUGGCACCCGUUCACUGAAGAAGCAAUCGAGGAGAUAAAGAAAGACGGAGUGAACAAGCUGGUUGUGCUUCCUCUUUACCCUCAAUUCUCAAUAUCAACUAGCGGUUCAAGCCUUAGACUCCUUGAAAGUAUCUUUAGGGAGGAUGAAUACCUCGUUAACAUGCAGCACACAGUAAUACCUUCUUGGUACCAACGUGAGGGAUACAUAAAAGCCAUGGCUGGCUUAAUUGAAAACGAGCUUAAAGGCUUUACUAAUCCUGAAAAGGUGAUGAUCUUCUUUAGUGCUCAUGGGGUGCCACUUGCAUAUGUGGAAGAAGCCGGUGAUCCAUACAAGGCUGAGAUGGAAGAAUGUGUGGAUUUGAUAAUGGAAGAAUUAGAGAGAAGAAAGAUAAAUAAUCCAUACACUUUGGCUUAUCAGAGUAGAGUUGGCCCUGUUGAAUGGUUGAAACCGUACACUGACCAGACGAUCAUUGAACUUGGGCAGAAAGGUGUCAAGAGUCUUUUGGCGGUACCCAUUAGCUUUGUGAGUGAACAUAUUGAAACAUUGGAAGAAAUCGACGUGGAAUACAAAGAAUUGGCAUUAGAAUCUGGUAUAGUGGAAUGGGGUCGGGUUCCUGCGUUAGGAUGUGAACCGACUUUCAUUAGAGAUUUAGCUGAUGCAGUUAUUGAAAGCCUCCCAUAUGUAGGAGCCAUGGCUGUAUCAAAUCUUGAAGCUAGACAGUCUCUGGUUCCACUUGGGAGUGUAGAAGAGCUUUUGGCAACAUACGAUUCACAACGAAGAGAACUGCCAGCCCCGGUGACGGUUUGGGAGUGGGGUUUCACAAAAAGUGCAGAAACAUGGAACGGCCGGGCGGCAAUGCUGGCGGUGAUCGUUUUGUUGUUCUUGGAAGUGAGCACUGGAGAAGGGUUUCUUCAUCAAUGGGGCGUGUUGCCGUUGCAGUUGCCAGUGUUCCCCUGAUUCUCAAAAUCAGAUAUAAUAGGGUGGGGGUGGGGUUAAAAGUUAAAAAAGGCUAAUUGUAAAGAGGAUUCUACAUAUUUUACUGCUGCUGUUGUUGUUACUUGUAAUUAUUGGAUCCACUUCACCAUCCCAUCUCACAUUUUGGUUUGCUAGUGCCCUUUUGGUCAACUGAUAUUUUAUGAAUAAAUGUAUACUUUUUACAUUAAUAGUGUAUUGUAUGUUGUUAAUAAAAAGUGGAUAUUUGAAUGUA
Molecule: messenger RNA, 2077 nt
Organism: Helianthus annuus (common sunflower)
Lineage: Eukaryota; Viridiplantae; Streptophyta; Magnoliopsida; Asterales; Asteraceae
Product: ferrochelatase-2, chloroplastic
Exons: 10
Coding region: 265-1827 (520 amino acids)
Biological process (GO): heme biosynthetic process
Molecular function (GO): protoporphyrin ferrochelatase activity
Source: RefSeq, a predicted model, not a curated record